Cyphellophora attinorum is the source of this 4590-nucleotide messenger RNA. RefSeq lists its product as uncharacterized. The record is from RefSeq and is a predicted model, not a curated record. Gene Ontology annotation, molecular function: cysteine-type deubiquitinase activity. The coding region runs from base 1 to 4590 and encodes 1529 amino acids. The transcript is spliced from 4 exons. Gene Ontology annotation, biological process: protein deubiquitination. NCBI's taxonomy places the organism in Eukaryota, Fungi, Ascomycota, Eurotiomycetes, Chaetothyriales, Cyphellophoraceae.
AUGCCUCCUAGGCAAGCUAAGCGCACACAACCGGCAAGAUCCGCCAAGAGCAAGCCCGUCGGUCAGAAUGACGACUACGUACCAAAUGAUUCAGAAUUGUCUGUCGACGAUCUUGAUAUCAUAGACUCUUCGUCUGUUGAUCGGGUGGACUCUGACGAAGAAGCCUCGGAGAAAAAGCCUAAGGCGAAACGUAAGAAAGGAUCGAAGAAAGUCGCAAGCAAGAGAACAAACACACUCAAGCAACGCAAGCAGCGCUCUGAACAAGAGAAGCUGACGCCAUGUGGGGAGUGCGGAUUUCUCAUGUCCGCAAAGGGUGCUCUCAAGAAUCGGUCUCGGGUCACGCAUUACCGCGACUACCACCCCGAGUUGCUCCCGUCGGAACAUGGUGAACUCCACAUGAAGUACGACCACACGCCUCCUGCUGUGCCUCCGCCUCUACCUACGACAUUGAAGCCGCCGUUGCCAAUGACUGUGCGGGCUGAGCUAGUGACGCAGGAACGCGUUGAUCUACUACGUACGAUUGUGCGGCAUGUGGCACGACGGACGUCUGAUCCCGAAGACAGCUCGAUCGACAUGACAGCAGAGCCCUCAGAUGAGGCAGCAGAGACAUUGUCAUCGCGUCUCGGUGCAGCUGAUCACACCGACCAACCAGACUCGAAUGACGUCGGUGAGAGCGCCCUGCCAGUCACAAAUGAUGUCGAUCAAAGCGCGGCGCCAGCUUCAAAUGGAGCCGACGCAGUUCCAUGUCCGACCGCGGUCCAGCCAGCCAUCGAACAGCAGUUUAUAGCAGGAGCCAAGUUGAUGGCAUUCAGAGACAGCAUACAUGCUCUGCCCGACGGUGCCCGUCAUGGGCAGACAAGCAAAUAUCUCUCUCAUAGAGAGAUUGACGGCUUGAUCCAGUCCAUUCUCCGCCUUGCGGCUGGUCCAAGCAUUCGUCAGGUACUGUGGGAGAUGAGCAGUGUUGAAGCACAUACCAUGAACUUCCGAGAGCAAGACCUUCUGAUGCUGUCGCUCAAGGUAACGCACCUACGUCUCUUGCAAGAGCACUACGCUCUUCUGGGAAACAAAAUUCGAUGGCUUCUUGAGCGAGUGCCCUACUGGGUUCUGCUGCUCCCGCGAGAUCUCCACCCCUGGCUUGUCGCUGCUGCCAGAAUACUAGCUCAUGCGGAAGAUGCUUCAUUUCCGACCCUUUCGAUAAACUCAUGGCCUCGAUGGACUUCAGUCUUGGUGUCUCACUUAUCGAAGGCUGAUUCCUCCUGGCCUCAGACUCGUAAUGAAGUACUGGCCGGCCGCACAAGCCUGAUAAGAUCGUACAAGAGGUUGUCGAGGAAAGGCAUCAUGGUCAACUUUUUGCAGGCGGUUCACCUUCACCAACAUAAGCAGUUUCAGAUACCGUGCACAGGCCUAGACACCGAUCAGUUGUUCGCUGUUGCCAGUAGCGCCUUUGAUGCUACGCGCGUGGGUCACGAUAGAGAAACUGUUCAUAUGCUCACACUGUAUCAGAUUGAUGAGCAGUACCGGCGAGCUGCUGAGCUUCUACCACCAACUCCAAGUGCUUCCUGCUCUGGCCCUAAUGGAUGCACGGCGGAGGUACAUCUCUGCUUUGUGUGCUGGCGUGGUACGCCUUGCAGCGAGCUCGCGGUCGACCAAGCAAGUCACCACGAUAUCUGUAUCAAGUGUGAUAGGAAGCUCGAGCCCUCAGCAAAACUGUAUCCACAACGAUGGGUGCGCGAGGUUCUAAAACGACUCCAUAGGCGCUCUCGGGAUGAGAAGAUGGCCUGCGAAUUUAGACUGCCCAUCGAACUCAACGACAUGAUGACGGAGAAUAUAUCAAUUGUCCAGGGCGAGUUACUCCCGCUAGUCUACGAUGCAGAAGGAUGUGUAUUUCUCGACGGACUCAUCGAUCAGACCAUCAAUUUUGGGAAGGGGAACAUGACCCACUCCGGACAGCUUAGAAACUACCUUCGUGCCACAGUUGACGGACAUCAUCCUUUCGUGAUCGACAAGAAAGAGGGAGUGUUGUUCACACGCAACCACAUGCGUGGAAACAUCAAUCUCAUCUCAGGGUCGCUCAAUAUCCCAUUGGGACCGUAUCCAAAGUAUUUGCUCAUCUGCUUCAAAGCCUUGAGAGACGCUUAUGAUGCACCACCUGCCAGCGGCUUGAUCAAUACAAAGCAGCACUCGCUCUUACUCGGUGAUCGAGCUGGUCAGCCAGUCAACAACGUUACAGAAAUUUACCAGCAAGCUUGCGUCAAUGGAGCUCUCUUGCCUGAUCGCAUUCGCUGCAAACCCCGAGCAGAAGUCUGGAGAUUGACCGGCAAAGGAUCCAGGGGCUCGGCAUACAUCAAAGACUCAGACUUCGACUUCAAAUACCUUUAUGAGGAACUUCAUCGCAUUGCUGCAUUGCCGAAGUAUCGAUUGACCGGAGAGCAUUCGGAUGGAUUCGACCUCACAAAGCUGUGGCUGAGAGACGGCGUCUUCGCGCCUUUCUCUGUGUUCAGCGUCUUGGUCGGAUAUGACAAUACAAGUAUGCUCCGACUGCUCGCCGCAAAAUUGCACAUGAUGCGGAACGACUGUGAUCGCAAAGAGAAGAACACAAUCGACCGGCCUGACGUGGGUCUCGGAGAAUUCAUUUUGACUAUUGCUCAUCUGUGGUUCGGCAUGCUUCGGACAGACCUCGAUUUGGGUUUCCCACCUCAGAUGUGUGGGCGUGACGGUGGCGGCUGGGUACCGCUCGCCAACAUUCUGACUCUUCUGUGCUGGUCAGUGGGCCAUAAUACUCCUGGCGAGGCGAUGACUACGGGUCUAAGUGGUUACAAUCCAGCGAAGCGGACACCGACUUCCUUUGUUCGGGCGGACUGCAACAUGCUGCUUGAAACCUACCUUUGGAAUGGGAUGAAAUGGGAUUAUCCGCGAUCAGACUAUGACGGUAUCAGCGGCCAGAUCGACAAAGUCAGGGACAAGCCCCUACGCAAUGCACCAUGCCCGUUCCCACCCGAAAACCUGUCUCAGCCAGCCUACAUCAACGAAAUUGAUCGAUUAUACCCUGGCGACCCCGUCGGUCUUGCCCUCGAAGACAAUCCAGACCUCGUCCGCUGCAAUCUAUGCGGCGACUAUCAGCAUGUCGAAUGUGCUGAAGUGGGAGAUCGCGAGGAGUACUUUUGCGCUGGAUGUAAGCCUUUCAUGGACGAUGAUGAGAGCGACGCGCCAGCGUCAAAGGACGGCGAUUCGAAUGUCCUGCCAGGCUCGAACAAUCCGAAUUUCAGACCCAUUAGAGGCUCAGGUGACGCCAAUUCAAGCGCCCUGCCAGCUACGAGUGGCGGCCCGCUGAACAACAAUCCAAUCUUCUCCGAGGACCAAGCUCUCAAGCCGCGCAACAUGCAGCGAGUAGGGGAUUCGUGCUUCAUUUCCGCUGCACUACAAGUUGCUCUUCGACUCCCCUCUGUACAGGAGAGUGUACAGCUACCAGCAGAUAUUUUGAUCACUGGGCGUUCCCUGGACGAUGAGGUGAUACGCGAAGAUGAGAAGAAUGGUUUUCCAAAGCUUUCCAAGUACUACAAAUCCAUCCAAGCCCUGUACGAAGAGCUACUCAAGGACGGUUCUUCUGUACCAUCUAGCUUCACUAAAGUAAUUCGUGAUGCUGCGAUGGAUAUGAAUCCGUCCUUCAGACCAUCCAAAGACUUCAGCAAGGCGACUGCCGGAUACAACGAUGCCGCCGAAUUCCUCGGCUUCACCUUGCAACAGAUCGUACACGUUCACGAUAGAUCUGAUAACGCGAUCGUGUUUAACAUAGGGGCCGGUGAAACCUUUCUCACACGGUUCCUCCAACUGAAGCGUCUCUACGAGAACGAGACUAAGUCUCUCGACAGCAUCACAACGGAAGCGCGCAACUACAUGGCUGCUUGGCACAAAACUGGUCGCGACUCGAAGCUGGCACGGGAUUUCGACCUACAUAGGGUUUUCGAGUAUGCAUGUCCCAAGUGCGGUAUUCGCCGAGAAUACAGCACUUCUCAUAUCCAAACGCUGUCAGUUCCUGGCGACAUUCCGCCCAACCAGGCGUUCAACAUGAGACGAUGGGCUGAAGAGACAGAGGACCAUAUCUACGAAUCCGUGUGUGACAUAUGUCAAAGUCAUGUCACGCCUGGAACCAGUGAGAUUGGUUGGGCUUUUUUGAAUACCCCGAAGUUCUUGGUUGUAAGAGUAGAUCGCUCCUACGGAAGCGUCUUGAAGCAGAACCGCCUGGUGGACCCUGACGACACAAUUGACCUGGAACACUUCAUGACGGGACGUUUGCCAUCAGACGAUACGUAUCCUCUCAACACCCCAACCAAGUACCGAAGAGUCAGUGUCGUGGCUAGCGUAGGCGGAAACCAUUACGUUGGUCUAGUUCGCCGCGAAUCGACGGAGUCCUGGCUACUGUUCGAUGACUUCCGCAAAGGCCGUGCGGAGGAGAUUAUCAUGGAAGAUAUUGAAGACCGUUGCCCGGGCUUUUGUGAGACACUGAUCGUCUAUCGACUGGAAGAAGAACCACAACCAGAGCCUGAUCCACCAGUGAUUGGCUCUAUCGAGGAUGACCAUGAAGGAUCAUAG